Molecule: messenger RNA, 5348 nt
Organism: Ictalurus furcatus (blue catfish)
Lineage: Eukaryota; Metazoa; Chordata; Actinopteri; Siluriformes; Ictaluridae
Gene: traf2a
Product: Tnf receptor-associated factor 2a
Exons: 11
Coding region: 374-2119 (581 amino acids)
Biological process (GO): tumor necrosis factor-mediated signaling pathway; positive regulation of canonical NF-kappaB signal transduction; positive regulation of JNK cascade
Cellular component (GO): plasma membrane signaling receptor complex; cytosol; cytoplasmic side of plasma membrane
Molecular function (GO): tumor necrosis factor receptor binding; zinc ion binding; ubiquitin protein ligase binding
Source: RefSeq, a predicted model, not a curated record
AUCGACUCUAAAGAUGCACAUUGCAUUCAAAACAACAAUUUCCAAAGCUUUUGCAUUCGACUCUCCAUUCUCAGUGCGUGGAAUAGGUGAAUCGACUCUUUUUUUUUUUUCCUCCGGAACUGACUCCUAGCUGAAGUGAGAGUGAGAGACAGAGCACAUCGCGUACUUUUUAAUUUACGAAGCUGGACGUCAAAAAAAUUAAUAUAUACUUUAAAAAAUAUACAGCUGUAUUUAAUGAAUUAGAGAAAAAGUGAUGUAGCGAUGGUAGUUUUGGGAUGCUCAGGCUUCGUCAAUAAUUUGUUGGAACGUAUGAUGCUCGGUUUCAUUUCCCGGCUCGGCGUUAGGCAGGUCACAUGCUCGCUCGGGAAUAAUAAUGGCUGCACAGGAACCGUCCCCUCCGUCUUCACUGGAAGGCAACAAGCCGGGCUUCCCGAGGAAAAUCCUGGCCAACAAGCUGGAAGAAAAGCAUCUGUGUAACAUCUGUCAGAAAAUCCUGCGGAGGCCGUUUCAGGCGCAGUGCGGACACCGAUUCUGUUCAUACUGCUUUAACAAAACAGUGAGUUCUGGUCCCCAGAAAUGCAGUGCCUGUAUAAAAGAAGAUAUCUUUGAGGAGCCAACGUCGAUUCUGAAACAGGGCUGUGCUUUUCCUGACAAUGCUGCUAAACGAGAAGUCGAAGCCCUCGAAGCUGUUUGUAUUAAUGAAGGUUGCAGCUGGACAGGAACCAUCAAAGAAUAUGAGGCCACCCACGAGGGACAGUGUGAUUUUAUGAUCAUCCCGUGUCCGUCCUGCAAAGAGCUCUUGAGAGCCAACGAACUUGAACGUCACAAUGAGCGGGAAUGUCCCGAGAGGACUCUGAACUGCAAAUACUGCAAAGAACCUUUUCAUUUUAAAAAUAUUAAGGCCCAUGAUGAGAUUUGUCCAAAAUACCCAAUGAUUUGUGAAGGCUGUGCGAAGAAGAAAAUUCCCAGAGAGAAGUAUGUGGAUCACAUCAAGCUGUGUACCAAAUUCCGGACCCCAUGCAGAUUUCACGUUGUCGGCUGCGACAUGUCUGUGGAGAAGGAGAAGAUCCACGAGCACGAGCGGGCGUGCUCAUACGAGCACCUGAAUCUGCUGCUGCACUUCAUCAUGGGCAUCAAGGUGAGCGUGGAGAGCCUGCAGCCGCAGGGCCUGGAGCUGGCCAGCCACAAGCUGGAGGAGCUGCAGCAGUCUCUGUGUGAGCUGGAAGUCAAGCUGGGCCAGCUGAGCGCUGGGGCUCCCGUGCAGGGGCCCUGCGUGCCGUGUGCGCCCGCGCCUAAUCCUCCACCUCCUGCACUGCCCGCGCCCACCCUGGCCACGUCCUUCACCCCGCUGCCCAGCGCUGUCGGCGCCGCCCUCGAGCUGCAACUGCACAGCGAGAAGACCAAGGUGGCCGAGCUGAGCCGUCGCUGCCAGGACCUCGAGCUGAAAGCCAGCACCUUCGAGAACAUCGUGUGCGUGCUGAAUCGCGAGAUGGAGCGUUCGGCCACCACCAUGGAGGCUUACAACCGCCAGCAUCGACUCGACCAGGACAAGAUCGAGAUCCUCAACAACAAGGUUCGUCAGCUGGAGAGGACGGUGGGGCUGAGGGAUCUCUCCAUCGUGGAGAUGGAGAGCAAGAUGAGAGAAAUGUCAGCUGCCACCUACGAUGGCGUGUUUGUGUGGAAGAUCUCAGACUUCGCCAAGAAGAGGCAAGACGCUGUAGCAGGACGGGCCCCAGCCAUGUUCUCACCUGCAUUUUAUACAAGCAAGUAUGGCUACAAGAUGUGUUUGCGCAUCUAUCUGAACGGGGACGGAACAGGGCGCGGCACUCACUUGUCUCUGUUCUUCGUGGUGAUGAGGGGACACAGUGAUGCCUUGCUCAAGUGGCCUUUUAACCAGAAGGUCACACUAAUGCUGCUGGACCAGAAUAACAGAGAGCACAUCAUCGACGCGUUCAGGCCAGAUAUCUCGUCCUCGUCCUUCCAGAGACCCGUCAGCGACAUGAACAUCGCCAGCGGCUGCCCUCUCUUCUGCCCACUCUCCAAGCUCGACUCCAAGAACUCGUACAUCCGUGACGACACCAUCUUCAUCAAGGCCAUCGUUGACCUCACUGGCCUUUAAGGCUGUAAGGCAGCUCUUUGCACUCCUCCAGCCUGCUGCGUUCGGUUUUCAGUGCCGUUCUGAGGCCUGAGACCUCCUAGCAGAUCUCUGAUGGGGGGGGGCCUAAGCACCCCUGAAUGACUCCCAUUCCCAGGGCCAUGUUACUUUACAUCGCUCUACAUUAAUGUUGCCAACCCAAAUUGUGCCUGGAGUUGUGUGCAGUUUUGCUGUAAUAUAGUCGGAAAGUUCUCUCCUUCUUCCCCACAGCGGGAAUAGCUGUCAGCAGUGAUUGUAACGUAACUAUCGGUGCCCGUUGUGGCACUUCUGCCUUUUCUAGAGAUUGAGAGAGGACUUUUACUCGCAGGAUAGAAGUCAUUUCACCUUCAGGAGCUUUGCUUGUGCUGUGGCCAGUGUUCGGGGAUUGGCUUUUACGUUUCCGUGUUUGAACUAAUUGCGUGUUUCUUUUGCAUAGACAGACGUGGAGUUUCAAUAACAACGAAUGAUGCUAACGAAUUCUUUUGCUAUACCCUAUAUAGUUCCUUAAUCUUGCUUAAUCGAAUAUCUAACCACUCUGAGUGUAUACAUCUUCUCGCAUCUCCUCUAUGUACGUAGUGGUGAACAUCGCUCGAAUUCCAUGAAGUCCGAGAAUUUGGGUUUUAUUUCCCCCGACCCGGCUUGUGUUUGAGGUAUGUGUUCUGUGCAGGUCUCUGUUUCCUUCCUUACCAUUUUUUUGGUGUUCUUUGCUGUAUUAGUUUGCAUGUUGGAUCUGUGGAAGAUACAUUCAAGUUAGCAAAAGUGCAGGUUUGCACCACAAACCUGAGAAGCGAAGGCAGUUUCAUCGUAACUCCCUGUCAGCGGAAAAACAACACCACACCGAUGUUAGUUAAACGCUCAAAUUUUUUGCCUCUCAUGCCUCAGUGUAGCCCAUCAUUUCACUACGAGCAGAUAGGAUCAUCCCGAGAGCAAGGCAGCAAGGCAUCUGGGAUUUACACGCACACCCUAACCGGCAGCUUUUUAGCCUAAUCUGAGUGGAGACGUAGACUAGGACAGAAACUCGUGCUUUCUUGUGGCGUGAAAGGGCUGGUGUUGAAUCGUACUUUGGUGUUUUCUCGUUCUGAGUGUUCUCUUGAUGUUGUGCUGCUUUGGGCAAAAGUGAUUAAUGGCCCUCCAACUAUAACGUACUCUGUUAACUAGAAUUAGCCAAAAGGGACUAUUCUUUAGUCACUCCUGUUUUGUCGCUAUACUCUAAAAGGUUCUCUAUGGGGUUUUACACUUUGUGAACGUACUAGAAACAUGUGGUUGUUUAAAGGAGCUACGUGUUGUGUAAGUGGUAAUCAUAAAUCGCUUCAAAAGAUUGCAAGCAUUAAAGAAAACUCACAAAUUUACAUUCGUUACCAUAGCUCCUGUUGUCCCAGGCGACUUUGUGAAAUUUGUUUAAAAAAAAUAAUAAUAAAUGCUCUCAACAUUGAUGUUUGUCAUUAAACGCCACGGCGCGCUAACAGGACCAAGAAGUCGGCUCGAACAUUCGCACGUUUGUACUGCGGAUGACCGGAGCUAACUCUGGAAGCUAACUCUGGAAGGACUACUAAUUAUUAAUUAGUAAUUACAACUGCUAAUCCUACCUGUAGCACCUUUAAGCCAUCUUAAAAUUAGAUAGGUUCCAUAAAAGAUAGCCCAACCUCGUUUUCUACACGCGAUCACCUCAAGAAAAGCGGUAGUGGUUUUUUUUUUAAAUUUUAGUUUAUUUAUUUAUUUCUUUAUUUUAGGAACCACAGAGAGCAUCGCUACACCUAUAUACAGUGCAUGACUCUUCCAUCCUAAGGGCUUACAGCAUACAGUACGUCUUCCAUAUGAGGUUUCCGCUCUGAUCCUUUCCUAGAUGGAGUCUGAGAUGCUUUUUAUUUACAUUUUUUUUUUUUUUUUUUGGGGAAAAAAAAAAAAGAAUUAAAAAAAGAUGCCUUCAUGCUACCGAAGCACCUAGACCCAGCCUAUUUUCAAACCAGUUCCGACAGACAUUGAAACCUCUCUGUGCAUGAGAUGUUUCAAUAAAGAAAAGAAAAAAAAAUCAAACACACAUAUUGUAAAGUAUUGGUUUACUUUGUAGACCAACAUUUUAUUUGUAUUGCUUUUACUUUAUUAUCUGUUGAAAUGCGGUAUAUGACGGUUAUAAAUGUGAAUGUGUUAUAUUGCUUAUUUAAGUAUAAAUAGAUAUACUAUUAUACGGUGCACACAGUCGUCUGACUGUACGCUGUGCAUAUAAGGAAUAUUAAUUAUAUAUCUAAUAUAGAUUCUAUUAAGUAAUAAUAUAUGUACUAUUUCCUGUUGGGAUGGUUUAAAAAUGUGUUCGGGCGCUAUUUUUUUUUUUUUUUUUCCGUUUGGGCUUUAGCAAGUUCUCCACUUUGUGUCAUCCUACGAGGAAACAAGUCUUUUUGAAAAGAUCCGUUUUUUUUUCUUUUCUUCUCUCCCCUCCACUGCAGUAUUAAUUUGGCAGUCGAGGUUUUCUCAAGCUUGCUCGUUUCGCCCCAGUGACAUUUCAGCGCUUUUUAUUUUGUAGAUGGGUGACGUGCCUCUGUAGUAUAGCUCAUAUGAUGCAUCCUCUCUCUACAUGCCAGUUUAAGCAACCACUGCAUGCUGCAGAUGUGCUGUAUCGUGAGUCAUAUCUAUAACGUUAAAGCUUUCAGUUACUUACACGAAUAGCAUAUAUUACACUAUAAACACUUUGCCUUUUCAAUUGACAUCGCAUUAUUUGUCGUAAUGCACACAUUACAGUUUAGCUUGUGCACUUAUACAAGUGACCUUCCUAUUGUUUGAGUGAAAAUUCUAGUGUGUUCAUCCGGGUGGUGGGUUGGAUGAUUUUUCAGUCCGAAGGCUAGGCUUCGCUAGGCACACUACAUUUUGCAGGAGUUCGCCUGCAGCCGUUUAAAUGUAAAUUAUUUAGCAUACGCUAUACUGAAGUGACGGUAUUUUCUUAUGUUUUUACAUUUGAAUCAAAGCUCUAAAGGCGUUUAUUAGAUUACUGAUCUACAACUUGUACUUGUAAUUUGUGUACAUUUUAAUAAAUUGUGUUGCUGGUUUAUAUCCUUGUAAGACGUGUGUCUUGCAGUGCCAUAACCUUUCUAAUGCAGUUUACUUUGGGAAAACUUGUGAAGACCUGCGACUAGCAGUGAUGUGUAAAGGUACCGUGAUUCUUUUCUCCCUUUAUCAUGGUUUAACCCUCUUAACAUCUUCAAUAAAUGCUUUUCUGACCUCA